AUGCCAGGACGGGCUUCGCACUCGGAUCUGAAUGACCCCGGAACAGGAAUCACCCCACGCCAACAGCGAUGGGGGCCCCGCGGCACCGUCCCGACCCAAAGAGGCAGCAGCCCGAGAAGCAGAGCCCUGUCCCCAGUCCCUGGAACCUCGCGCCCGGCCGAGCCCGGCCCGGCCUGCGAAGUGGAGAGCACAGGCAGCCCCAAACACGCCCGGUUGCAAAGGAGGCUCCUCGGAGAUGGCAGCCCAGCCCUACCCCAGGCCCGGGUUCCAGGAGCCGCAGAGAAAGGGGGGCCGGCGGGAGGAGGCGCGGGCCAGGACUUACCAGACGGCAGCGGCCCCGCACCUCCUCCAACCCGGACUCAGUUGGAACAAGAACCGGAGGCUGCCGGAGAAAAGGAAAAAAUGCCGUCGCGGGCGGGGCGGACCCAGGAGCCUGCACUCAGCCCCGCCCUGCCCCGCCCCGCCCGCGCAAACACGCGACCUCCUCAGCUCCCAUUGGUUUCUGCCAGCACUAGCCACGCCCCUGACCGCUCCAGAUGGGGACACGGAGCGCCCGGGCAGGUCCCAAGUGCCGCUCAGGAUCUUCCCCUGCUGCUGCCUGAGGAGGAAGCUGCCCGGGACUCGGUGACACCUGAUGUGGCCUCCGAUAUCGACUGGGAGGUGGAAGAGAAAUUUGGGGAACGCAUCGAGAACCGUGGAAAAGCAACCUUCUCAGGGGGCGGUUCUCUGUGCCCGCGUGAACCUUCACAGUUGGAUGGAACUCAGGCCCCAGGUUGAGCUUAAACAAUCUCUUUUCUGUGCUCCAACUUGGACUCUAGGUGAGUACCUGGAUUUUUGGCCACACACUGUUUUGAAAUCAAUAAAAUUUGGACCCGUUUGAAGUA
Molecule: messenger RNA, 884 nt
Organism: Pongo pygmaeus (Bornean orangutan)
Lineage: Eukaryota; Metazoa; Chordata; Mammalia; Primates; Hominidae
Exons: 2
Coding region: 1-777 (258 amino acids)
Source: RefSeq, a predicted model, not a curated record